This is a messenger RNA of Epithele typhae, 573 nucleotides long. RefSeq lists its product as uncharacterized. Lineage: Eukaryota; Fungi; Basidiomycota; Agaricomycetes; Polyporales; Epitheliaceae. The transcript is spliced from 9 exons. Gene Ontology annotation, biological process: endoplasmic reticulum to Golgi vesicle-mediated transport. Gene Ontology annotation, cellular component: membrane; trans-Golgi network. The coding region runs from base 1 to 573 and encodes 190 amino acids. The record is from RefSeq and is a predicted model, not a curated record.
AUGGUCGGUGGAGUUCGAGUAGAGACACGCCAUACGGGAACAGACACCCUUGAUGAGCCCGUCCUAACGACUAUUGGACGAGACGCGUUCUCCAUCUAUGUCAAGCUCAUUCAAGUGUUGUACCCACCCAAAGGGGGCAACCGAGAUCUGCUCAAGGAAUGGGAUCUCUGGGGACCCCUCGUGUUAUGUCUCAUGCUAGGUAUCAUCCUUAGUAUCAAUGCCCCCGCUACGCAGUCGUUGGGUGUUUUCACCAGCGUGGUUGUCAUUAUUGCGGUCGGUUCGUUGGUGGUAACCGUUCAGGCGAAGCUUCUUGGGGGCAGAGUGUCGUUUUUCCAAGGGCUCUGCGUGUUGGGCUACUGCGUUGCUCCACUAGAUAUCGCUGCAUUAGUGUCAACAUUCGUGCGUCUUAUCUACGUUCGCAUCCCUGUCGCCUUGGCGGCUUGGGCGUGGUGUGUCUGGGCGUCUGUCAACUUCCUCGAUGGGACAAAAAUCGAGCCCCAGAGGAUAUUGCUCGCGGUCUACCCCCUUCUUCUCUUCUACUUUAUUCUUGCGUGGAUGAUCAUUAUUCAGUAG